AUGGUAAAGGAGCCGCACGCUGAGGGUCAAAGCGAACAAAGAGGCGAAGGUCGAGUCACGGCUUCACGGCCGCCCGUGGACAAGUUAAAGAGUGGUGCUUUGGCCGCCAGCGAAAAGUUGCGAGCAUUGAAGCUCAAUGGAGCUUUGCUAGCCGACGAAACCGGAUUUGGCAAAACUGAACAAGCCCUUCUCGUGACCCUCAUUACCAGCAUGACAACAAAUUCCGACAGUGCUACUGCACUGAGUUUGGUUAUCCUUACCUCCCAUGAAACCAUGAUUCACCGUCAUGGGAAAAAGGAGGAGGAGAUCAUGGUACCCGUCCACAUGGAGUGCAUACCACCCAAACACGUGGGGCUUGUCAUCCUCGACGAGGCACAGAGCGAAGUCGGUGCCUGGUUGAGUAUCCGUCGUCAGUUUGGGGAUGCUGCGCGGCGCGAACGAGGCAAGAGACUCGAAGCUAUGUUUGGUCUAGAAAAGAACUUUGACACUGGUAUAUGA
Messenger RNA from Penicillium arizonense, 498 nucleotides. RefSeq lists its product as uncharacterized. The record is from RefSeq and is a predicted model, not a curated record. The transcript is spliced from 4 exons. NCBI's taxonomy places the organism in Eukaryota, Fungi, Ascomycota, Eurotiomycetes, Eurotiales, Aspergillaceae. Bases 1 to 498 code for a protein of 165 amino acids.